Messenger RNA from Fundulus heteroclitus (mummichog), 1947 nucleotides. RefSeq names its product protein FAM177A1. NCBI's taxonomy places the organism in Eukaryota, Metazoa, Chordata, Actinopteri, Cyprinodontiformes, Fundulidae. The transcript has 7 exons. The coding region runs from base 195 to 686 and encodes 163 amino acids. The record is from RefSeq and is a predicted model, not a curated record.
AACGAUGAUCUCUGGCAGGCAGACUUGAUAGUAAACCCUGACAUUCCUCAGCAGCCAAGCCCGGCCUCUACAGGACGUGAAGGAAACUGGCCCCUCCACGGGAGACUCAGGCUAAUGGACACACUCAGAGCAGCUGUGACACAACACACAGCAGCCACACUGCUCCAUAAAGACAGACUUCCAUUACCCGAAGAAUGAAUACCAGCAGCCACCAGGAAGUUUCUGCGCAAUUCCAUGAGACAGACUUUGGAGGUCCACCUUUGCAAAAGCAGAAGAGGAUCAUCUACUUCUCCAGCGGUGAAACUCUGGAGCUGGAGGACCCUGAAGAAGAGGAGGCAGAGGAACAGCCGUCCAACAGAACCCCCUUCGAACAACCAGGAAGGAGGACCAGGAUAUCGUUCAAGAAUGUGGCCAUUCUAGUUGGGAGGAUGUCCCUGCUGGCCUGUGAUUUCCUUGGAGAGAGACUGGCUGGGGCUCUCGGACUGAAUGCAGCCAAAUAUCAGUAUGCAAUUGAUCAGUAUCACCGUGAACACAAGGGUCCCAUAAAGUCAUCACUGCUGAGAGCUAAGGGAAUGGGUGGAUCAACAGAGCUCUGGCAGCAGGAGUUCCCCCGGAGGACCAGGCAGAGAACAUCAACCUUUCUCCUGGGCUGCAUGGGAGUCAUUAUGGAGCUACGGGUGACGUAAGAUGUCCUCCUGAUCCCCACGAGAGCUGUGAACAUAGAGAUAAAGGAUGUCAGAACCGAGCGUACCAUAAUGAUGAGGAUAACUAGACAUAAAGCUGAAGAAAGGAAAACAGAGAACAAUGUGAAAACCUGAUGUGUAAUGUCAUUUUUUUUCUUUGACUCUUUAACAAUAGCAUCUCCGUGUGUUGAAGCAAAGAUACAAAACAAAUAGAUGAAGUGAUGGCAGACAUGCACAAUUUUUUUUGUCAUAUCAUUCCUACACUUUAACAUCCUUCUAACGAGAUACCAGAGAAAAUUCUGGUUUGCCCAAUGUAUCUCUGAUCUGCCCCCUCCCCAACACCAUAACGGAAACUAAGGGAGUACCAUCCAUCAUUCAUAUUAAAGUAAAACUACAAAAGGAAGCUGUGAGAGAAUGCGUGUUAAGCAGCUGACUGCAGGCUGGCUACCUCAGCAGAAGCCUUCACUAAGUUACCAGCCAAUAUCUGCUUAAAGGUACUAUAUUCUGCACGAGCAUUUGUAACUUCUGCUAAAUGUUGCAGAUAUUCAUUCUAUGUUUUUGCUUAACUCUUCCUUGAAUCAAGGUAAGUUAGGUAAGUUUGGCAACUGUACUAAAGGAAACCUAGGAUUAUUGAAAAUGACGCAAAUGUGACCAAGUUCAGGAGGUCACAUACUCAAUCAGAGUAAUCAGUGUCCUGCAUAAGUCAGUGUAUUAAAAUCAAACUAAUAAAUAUACAAUAACAUAAGUAUAACAAUAUUAUAAACUGUCCAAGCAGCAGAACAAACAACAGUUGAUGUUCUGUUUAAAUAAAAGCAAUUGAAAUGCAUUUUCUGUUUUAAUAUAUUAAAACUUGUUUUUUGUAGUCAAAGUUAUCACACACUGAUGAUUCCACAGUGAUCCCCGCCUGGUCACAGGAAAAUGGCAAAUGUCACUAUUGUAAUGAUGAAUAUUCUGUCGCCUGUUCUGCAGCAGCACUUAACAGCUGGACCCUUCCAGGUGGAAAACACCUGUGGUCGCUGCAGGCUUGCAGUUUUUGUCCAUAGCCAUUUGUGGUACGUGGGCGCCCUCUUGUGGUGUUCACGGUAAACGUUCACAAUCCUGAUGAAUAAAAGUUCAGUAAACAGCAUUUACUGCGUGAUUUAGCCUGAGUGUUAUAAUCGAUACCUUUAUUGUUCCUGUAUAGUUUCUCAGUAUAUAAGACACAAUGAUUGUAACUGAACUGUCGCUUACCUCCAAUGAACUGUGAAUAAAAUGUUUGAAAGUA